UGUCUUCCCGCGCAAUGAAUGACGAUGAAGUGCUGAGCGAGAUGAACAAGAUGGUAGCUUUCAUCAAGCAAGAGGCCCUCGAGAAAGCCCGAGAGAUUAAAGUGAAGGCAGAUGAGGAAUUCGCUAUCGAGAAGGCCAAACUUGUCAAACAAGAACAGCAGGCCAUCGAUUCCCAAUACGAAAAGAAGAGGAAGGGGGCGGAGGUGGCGCAGAAGAUGGCUCAAUCAACAAUCACGAAUAAGUCCCGUCUCAAGCUGCUUCACAAACGCGAAGAAGUUCUGCAAAACAUCUUCGCCGCUGUCCGGGAACCAGACUCUCCCUUGUACGAACACGCGGGCCGAUACGACCAAUUCCUCGAAGGCAUCCUCACCGAGUCCUUCCUUUACAUCCUCGAGCCCUCUGUGACAAUCUACUCCCGGAAGUCAGACAUCGCCACAGUCAAGAGAGCUGCGGAGAACGCGACGAAGGCGUACAAGGAUAUCAGUGGGCGCGAUAUCACGUAUGAGGUCCAAGGGGCCAUCGCUGACGACUCGAGUCAAGGUGGUGUGAAGCUCGUCAGUGGUACAGGCAGGAUAACACUGGAUAACACCUUGGAGGAGCGACUUCGAUUGCUGGAAGACAAGGUGCUCCCAGAAAUCAGAAACGAACUUUUUGGUGCGAACGAAAACCGCAAGUUCUACACAUAGA
Messenger RNA from Cyclocybe aegerita, 687 nucleotides. The record is from the annotation of a GenBank genome assembly. Lineage: Eukaryota; Fungi; Basidiomycota; Agaricomycetes; Agaricales; Hemipholiotaceae.